Molecule: messenger RNA, 279 nt
Organism: Babesia sp. Xinjiang
Lineage: Eukaryota; Apicomplexa; Aconoidasida; Piroplasmida; Babesiidae
Exons: 2
Coding region: 1-279 (92 amino acids)
Source: RefSeq, a predicted model, not a curated record
AUGUGGAGUUCUCAUUUAUUGCAGAUAUGCUUCAAGAUACUAUUGAGGCCUGUGACGACAGCAUGUGGUCACAACUUCUGCAAGACCUGUGUGGACCAGGUAUUUAGUGGUGAACAUACAUCGUCCAGGAUGAAGCGUAUGGAUGUAACUCAGUUGUUGCAUUAUGUGAGCAUGCGUGGCAGUCAUGUUUUAUUGCUUUGUGAUGAGUUUACAGGUGAGAAUCAGCUAGGUACUAUGGCUGAAAUCAAGCUUAGUUCUUCGGUAAAAUGCUAUGGCUGA